Messenger RNA from Pseudogymnoascus verrucosus, 3650 nucleotides. RefSeq lists its product as uncharacterized. The transcript is spliced from 3 exons. Bases 509 to 3643 code for a protein of 1044 amino acids. Lineage: Eukaryota; Fungi; Ascomycota; Leotiomycetes; Thelebolales; Thelebolaceae. The record is from RefSeq and is a predicted model, not a curated record.
CAAAAUCACAGACUCGCUGAGAUCACUAAACCCCACAAGAUACUCGGCGUUGGGGCUUCCCCUCAUUCUCUACUCGAGUAUGUACUUCGAACGAGACAGGGGAAAACCGAGCUAUCCAAAUGAGAACAUCGGCUUCCUUAGUACCGAAGAAGGAACAGUUCCGUCCAGACUUUCCCCACACGCCAUUACUCCAGCCGGCAAUCAAGUACCUUGCAGUCUUGCUUGUCUUAUACAAGCUAAUAUGAGGGGGCGGGCCUUGUUUGUUCUUUCGAUGUUCUAGCAUCAAAACCAUAUUUUACCUAAUUUACACUGGCAUACCACGCCAACGCGCAACUAGCACUGGCAAAAUGGAUAAAGUACGCCAUGCGAUAUAUAUCCAGAGUAGCGGAGAUGACGCUCAUCCGGGGGUAAUAAGAAGCGUGAGGAGAAGCUCGGGGCGUGCCUUAUAUAAUGCUGUCAUGGCCCUUUAUUUUCGUGGCAGUUGACAAGAGACUCAAGGCCAAUUGAGAUGUUACUCAAGCUUCUCCCUUCUCUCGCGCUCUUCAGCGCUGUGUCUGCGCUCGGCCAGAAGCAGACCAUUGGCUUUACGGCUUCACAUGAUGCCUUCCAGCUCUUCGGAUCCUCGCAUGGGAACCAUGCAUCCAGCGGGCAGAUUCUCGUCUCCCCCGAUGACUACUGGGGCGUCCAGAAAGCUGCUGGAGAUCUUGCCAUGGACUUCGGACGAGUAACCGGCACGAACCUAUCUUUGACGGCUUAUGCUGCCAAAACUGCCCAAGCAGUCUACAGGUGGCACGCUCCCACCAGCGACGUCGUCUAUGCAGUUGGCCCGGAACAGCAGAUUCUCGGCCCAUUGUACACCAAAACCAAGGACUACAAGGAUACUGUGAUCAUUGUCGGUACCAUUGGUCACUCGACACUCAUUGACCAGCUUGUCAAGGACAAGAAAAUCGAUGUGUCCAAGAUAAAGGGCAAGUGGGAGAGCUUCGUUAGCCAAGUCGUGAAGAGCCCCCUCCCAGGUGUGCCCAAGGCUUUGGUCAUUGCAGGUUCCGAUGCUAGAGGUUCCAUUUUCGGAAUUUACGACGUCUCGGAGCAAAUCGGUGUAUCGCCAUUCUGGUUUUGGGCCGACACUCCAGCCCAAAAGCACAGUGAGAUCUAUGCCCUCAGCACAGUCAAGGUACAAGGGCCACCAAGUGUCAAGUACCGUGGCUUGUUCAUCAACGAUGAGCAACCUGGCUUAACCAAUUGGGUUAACAACAACUACAAGCCCGGGAAAUACGGCCCAGGGAUGAACCAUCUCUUCUUUUCCACCAUCUUUGAACUCCUACUCCGCCUACGAGCCAACUACCUCUGGCCAGCCAUGUGGAAUGGUAUGUUCAACGUUGACGACUAUGAGAACCAGCCGUUGGCAGAUGCGUAUGCAAUUGUAAUGGGUUCGUCCCACACAGAGCCAAUGAUGCGAGCCACAAACGAAUAUGGUCAUUUUGGACAAGGGGCAUGGCGCUGGGACACGAACAAUGCCAGUGUUCGCCCAUUCUUCGAGUACGGCGCCCAACGUGCCAAGCCAUACAUAAACAACAGUCUUUUCACCAUGGCAAUGAGAGGUAGCGGUGAUACUGCUAUUCCUCUGACAAGAGAUAAGGCCAUCAAGGCUGCCACCGACUCCGUCACAGCCCAGAGAGAAAUUCUCGACGAGCUUCUCGCUGAUGAGGGCAAGACUGCUAAGGAUAUCCCACAGAUGUGGUGUCUUUACAAAGAAGUCCAGGAUUACUUUGAAGGAGGUAUGUCUGUGCCAGAGGAUGUCACUCUCCUGUGGACCGACGACAACUGGGGCAAUGUUCGCAGAGUUCCCGUUGGGGCCGAGAAAGCGCGCAGCGGUGGAGCUGGUAUCUAUUAUCACUUUGAUUACGUUGGAGACCCAAGGGAUUACAAGUGGAUUAACACGAUCAACCUCGCAAAAUCGGUCGAACAGAUGAAGAUAACUUAUGAGAACGGGGCUGACCGCAUCUGGAUCGUCAACGUUGGAGAUCUCAAGGGUCUCGAGAUCCCAAUCAACCAUUACUUCGAUCUUGCUUACGAUAUCGAUCAGUGGGGUUACGACAGCGUCCCACAAUGGCUUAAGCUGUGGGCGGCACGCGAGUUUGGAUCCAAGCAUGCCGAAGCUAUUGGUGCCGUUGCUGAUAAAUAUGGUAUUCUUGCAGCGAGACGCAAGUACGAGAUGUUGAGCCCUGGUACAUACAGCGUCAUCAACUACAAUGAGGCCGAGACUGUUCUUGGAGAGUGGGCUGCCCUGGCCAAAGACGCACAGAAACUCCAUGAUUCUCUCCCAGCUAAUACUCAGGCAUCUUUCUUCGAGACAGUGCUUCACCCAGUCACUGCUGGCUACACAGUUUACAAGAUCUACGUCCAGACUGCUCAGAACGACUUAUAUGUGAAGCAGAGGAGAACCGCAACGAAUAGCAAGGCUCAAGCUGUCUUGACUGAUUUCAAUACCGAUGCUGUUAUCACCAAGCAAUUCCACACUCUUCUUGGUGGUAAGUGGAAUGGCAUUAUGGACCAAACACAUCUUGGUUACGAUUACUGGCAACAGCCAAUGAGGAACUCCAUCCCGCCUCUGGCCUUUGUCCAGACUACGGAGACCUCUGUCGCUGGAAACCUGGGUGUCGGAAUUGAAGGUUCCAACGCCACCGUCAGCGGCGAUGACCAGUACCACGAUAAUGGCAGCGGCACCCUCACUUCUCUGCCUCUCGAGCCAUACGGCCCAAAGACCCGUUAUCUCGAAGUCUUCAGCCGCGGAACCCAAGCUUGCAAAUGGUCCAUCGCCUCUCCAUCCUACCUGAAAGUCGAGCCAUCCAGCGGAACCACCGGCCCCCAACAGGGCAGCGACGUUCGCGCCCACAUCUCCGUCCCCGACUGGUCCAAGGUCACCGUGGCCCAAACCGCGAUCCUGAACUUCACAUCGUCGUGUGACUGGGGUAACUACAACUCCCCCCAGAUCAAGGUCCCCGUCAUUCCCCGCUCGGUCCCAGCUACAUUCGGCAAGGGCUUCGUUGAGUCCGAUCGCCAGGUCACCAUCGAAGCUGUGCACAGCACCAAGAGCACAACCGUCAAGGGAGCCAAGUACGUCACUCUCCCCAACCACGGCCGCUCGCAAGCCGCGGUGUCGCUCAGUCCUGUCACUUCGCCCUCGAUGCCUGCUGGCACCGGCCCAGUCCUCGAGUAUGACUUCUUCACCUUCACUGACAUCGCAUACCCGGCCAACAUCACGCUGUACCUCUCGCCGUCGCUCAACUUCAUGAGCGUUGAUCGUCCGCUCAAGUACGCUGUUGCGGUUGAUGGUGAGGCUCCGCAGACUAUCCAGUUCGUCGGCACUGUCACGAGCGAUCUGUCACCUCCUGGCUGGGGAGCUGCGGUUGCGGAUGCGGCGUGGGGUGUUACCAGUGGUCGCCAGACGACGACUAUGCAUUCUAUCAAGCCCGGAAAGCACACUCUCAAGUUCUGGUCCGUGGAGCCAGGAGUGGUUCUCCAGAAGAUUGUGAUCGAUCUCGGUGGAGUGCGCAAGAGCUACUUGGGCCCGCCAGAGAGCUUCAGAGUUGAUGUGAACAAGGUCGGGAAGUAUGACGGAACGACAUAUCUUUCACAGUGAGAGGGGG